CACUCUCUCUCUCUCUCACACACACUCUCUCUCACACACUCUCUCUCUCACACACACUCUCUCUCUCACACACAUACACUCUCUCUCUCUCACACACACUCUCUCUCACACACUCUCUCUCACACACACUCUCUCUCUCACACACAUACACUCUCUCUCUCACACACACACACACACACACACACACUCUCUCUCUCACACACACACUCUCUCACUCUCUCUCUCUCUCUCACACACACUCUCUCUUCCUCUCACACUCUCUCUCUCUCUCACACACUCUCUCUCUUCCUCUCACACUCUCUCUCUCUCUCUCUCUCUCACACACACACACUCUCUCUCUCUCUCUCUCCCUCCCUCUCACACUCCCUCUCUCUCUCCCUCUCUCUCACACACACACACACACACACACACACACUCUCUCUCUCUUCCUCUCACACUCCCUCUCUCUCUCUCCCUCUCUCUCUGUCUCUCUCUCUCUCUCUCUCUCUCUCUCUCUCACACACACACACACACACACUCUCUCUCUUCCUCUCACACUCCCUCUCUCUCUCUCCCUCUCUCUCUGUCUCUCUCUCUCUCUCUCUCACACACACACACACACACUCUCUCUCUCUCUCAGCAGCAGCAGCAGUGUGAGAACCGGAGCGGAGCGCGUGCGGAUUAAUAACCGGGAACCGGGAGCUGAGUGAAGAUGGCCUGUGCAGAAGAUGAGUUUUCUCUUCAUGGUGAAUGUCGGAGGUGUCCACGCUGUCCCCCAGGAUAUGAACUGAAACAGGAUUGUGGCUAUGGGGUGGGCAGUGCCAGUGUGUGUGGUGUGUGCGAUCAACGCUGGUUUAAGGAGGACUGGGGCUCUCACUUGUGCCGGAUGUGUCAGAACUGUGGCCGACUUAACAGACAGGAACUCACACCAUGCACACACACACACAACGCUGUGUGUGGAGAUUGUCUGUUUGGGUUCUACAGUAAAAGGCGAUUGGAUGGACUGCAGGAUUUGGAGUGUUUGCCUUGUGGUUCUGCUCACAUCAAACACACACAGUGCGAAACUAAAUACACCACUGUUAAAGCCUGGAGUUCAGAAGCCACUCCCCUCAAUGCUGCUACGAUGACGACUGCUUGUGUGAUGGCUGUUGCCGUGGCAACCAUUUUAUUGAUCAUUAUGGCUCUGACAUUCAGAAGAUUUAACACACUCUGGAAAACAUUUAAAGGCUGUUUAUCACCCCGCAGUCAUCGUGACAUUGGGUCUGCCUCUGUUUCUGUAGCAACGGGGUACAUCGUGACCCAGGAAGCAGAAUAUGGUUGCUUGGAGUUCACUGCCACCUCACUUCCUGCGGGACACAGCACCCUCAGUGACAUCACUUCCUGCAGGGUUGUCACACAAGUGACAGGGUCACAUGAUGGCGCAUCAGGGUGGGCGGGGCAUGGCCCAGUGGAGUGCACAGAGCGGGAGAUAUUACAUGGAGAGAAGAGGAUGGGGACAUCUGAUGUCUCGCGUGGAACAGAAAACACGAGCACGUCGCUACAGGGCGUGUGUUUACGUUCACUUUCACACCAGGAACAUCCACCAGGAGCUGAUGCUACAGCUAAUACCGCUAAUAACGCGUGUUAAUGUAGCUCAUCAUGCUAACUGCAGCACCACAACGCUCAGUCUAUUACAAGUCCAUUCAUCAUGCUAACACUAGCAGCAGAAUGAGUAUUAGCACUGCUCAUGUUCACAAACAUUUCUACUGGAUGUAUUAUUUGGGAUGCUACUGCUAAAAUUGUGAGCUGCUAGCUGCUGAACAAGCCCAACGUGAUCGGUGAUGAUUUUUGUGAUGAAGUUCUGUGACAUUUCUGAAACCUGUUGUUGAAUUUUUCAGUCAUUACAGUAACAAUGUUAAAUGUGAUACUUGUGCUAGUGAUGUUGCUAAUUAGCAUAAUGCUAACAUGGAUAAUUUUAUAAAUAGCUAUUUCGCUGCUCAUAUGCUAACUGCAGAUCUAGUGUCAUGCUAAUAUUAAACAUAAACGUUUGUAAGUAUUUAAUAAUAGUUAGAUAGUAAACUAGCAUCAUAAAAGAUAAACAGAGAAGCUAAACAUGCUAGCGACUGAGCAUCAUUCCAUUUCUGACCAGAAAUAAAUUUUUAACACUUUUUUUUUUGCAUUUAUUAACUUGUUUUUCAUUUUAUUAACUUUGAAACAUUUGCAUGUAAUUUUCAUAUAAACACUAAUUUUACAAACUUUGGAUGAAGGAACGUGUUUCCUCCCGAGAUCUUCCUCAGGUUGGAGGUUGUAAAGUUCCUCAGUUGCUCCUCAGUGACCCAGCUGAGGUAAAGUUCUGUAUCGACAUGUUUCCAGAUUCAGGUCAGAUGGAUGCUAACGUUCGACAUGUUAGCAUCGCUAACAUCAACACUGUUACUCACGAGGGAACAUGACUCGGCUAAUUCACUCAGAAACACCUCAGUGUCGUUUCCCUGAAUUCCUUCCAGAGUUUUCUACACGUGUCGUGUUCAGUUUUUACACUGUAUUUCGUAGUUUACUGAAUUUUUACAGAAUUUUAACUUGAUGUUUUGUGAAUUUGCAUAAAAAUAUUGUAGCAUGUGUGAUAUUUUAUUUUUAAAUGUUUUUUUUUCCC
Molecule: messenger RNA, 2608 nt
Organism: Neoarius graeffei (lesser salmon catfish)
Lineage: Eukaryota; Metazoa; Chordata; Actinopteri; Siluriformes; Ariidae
Gene: eda2r
Product: ectodysplasin A2 receptor
Exons: 9
Coding region: 692-1606 (304 amino acids)
Biological process (GO): positive regulation of JNK cascade; positive regulation of canonical NF-kappaB signal transduction
Cellular component (GO): plasma membrane
Molecular function (GO): signaling receptor activity; protein binding
Source: RefSeq, a predicted model, not a curated record